This is a messenger RNA of Epinephelus moara (kelp grouper), 11382 nucleotides long. RefSeq names its product insulin-like growth factor 1a receptor (gene igf1ra). Gene Ontology annotation, molecular function: insulin receptor activity; ATP binding; insulin receptor substrate binding. The record is from RefSeq and is a predicted model, not a curated record. The transcript has 21 exons. Gene Ontology annotation, cellular component: insulin receptor complex; axon; membrane. NCBI's taxonomy places the organism in Eukaryota, Metazoa, Chordata, Actinopteri, Perciformes, Serranidae. The coding region runs from base 1015 to 5271 and encodes 1418 amino acids. Gene Ontology annotation, biological process: positive regulation of MAPK cascade; multicellular organism development; positive regulation of kinase activity.
GACUCUUGUUUACAGCAGAGAUUCCACGGCGGAGCGGAGACCCACAGCCUGCGUUGACCGAGGGCGAACCAUAGGAUUCCACAGCCUCCGGAAAUACACGCAACGGUAGUUUUUGUUUCCUGUCUUUUAUGAGGAUUAAAAGGCAAAAAACACUAAACACGCGUAAAGGGCAGGUCCUUGUGGACACAUUCUCCCUCCCACCCCGGCCGAGGUCGUCUAGCUGGAGAGCUGGAGAGCCCCAUUCUCCUCUUGCGUGGCACAAGUCUGGUAUUUUCUUUCAGCUGCAAAUCCGACUGACGGCAGAGAUAAGUCCGACCCGAGGAGCUGGAAAAUUGGUUUAAAAAGCGACUUGUCACCGCGGGCCAGGACUGCUUGGUGGGGAUCGAGAGCCUGUGCUGGUUGAAUGGCAUAAUCAAAAAAAGGUUUUUCAUUCAUUUUUCAACCUCGCAGCCACCACCCCUGUGGAUCUGGACGUGUUUUCUGGCCCCACUCCUCCUUCUCAUACACAGUCAUUCACACAGGGGGAUUCUUGCGAGCGACACUGGCGUUAAUUUAUCAUGGUGGCAAAGGCUUCUUCCAAUAACAUUUAGUCUGGUAUCUUUUCUUUUUUUAAUUCUCCUACUACCAGGCCUGAUCGCACUGUACGCGCACUGCUGUUUUCAAGAGAUGGAGACUGAAGAUGGGGAUUACCAUCAUUUAUCCAGUAAAAUCACUGGCUUGUGUGCCAUACCAGCCGACGUCAAAGUAUCUUGUGAUUGGCAAAAAUAGCAGACUGUUUUAGUAUUUUUUUCUUCUUCAAAGGAAUUCCCUGUUAUAAGGGCUUGUGCACAGUUAUUUAUAUUUUUUAGAGCAAACCCUGGGAGCCACGCAUUUGCAGGCUACAUAAAGUAGCCUUUUUAAGGCUACAGACACAUUUAUUUUUCCUCUUUUUUCCUCUUAUUUGUUUCGGAGCCGGUGUGCACAACCUUUUAUUUUUUACUUUGAAUUUUAUUUUAUUUUUUGAAGAGGUGAAUAAUGCUAAGGAACAUGAGAUCUGACACACGGAUGGGUAGCCCGACCUUGUAUUGGGGUCUGAUGCUGUAUGUCUCCACUAUGUGCAUCUGGUCCACACAUGCAGAGAUUUGUGGCCCGAGCAUUGACAUUCGAAAUGAGAUCAGCGAGUUCAAGCGUCUGGAGAACUGCACGGUGGUCGAGGGCUACCUGCAGAUCCUCCUCAUCAACGACAAGACCAAUAACAUCAACCAGGAGGUCUUCCGCUCCCUCAGCUUCCCAAAGCUGACCGUCAUCACCGACUACCUGCUGCUGUUUCGCGUCUCGGGCCUUGACAGCCUCAGCAUGCUCUUCCCCAACCUCAGUGUCAUCCGCGGGCGCAAUCUCUUCUACAACUACGCCCUGGUGAUCUACGAGAUGACCAGCCUGAAGGACAUCGGCCUGUACAAUCUGAGGAACAUCACCCGGGGAGCCAUGCGGAUUGAAAAGAACCCCGAGCUCUGCUACCUGGACUCGGUGGACUGGUCGCUUAUUAUGGAUGCUGAGUUCAACAACGUUAUCAAUGGGAAUAAGAAGGCAAAGGAAUGUGACAAUGUUUGCCCAGGCAUCAUGGAGGAUAAUCCUCUCUGUCAGAGGACGUCGUUCAAUGACAACUACGACUAUCGCUGCUGGACCUCCAACCAGUGCCAGAAAGUAUGCCCACAACACUGCAAGCUCGCCUGCACAGACAAGGGGGAGUGCUGCCACAGCCAGUGCCUGGGCAGCUGCACUGAACCCAACAACGACAUGGCGUGCUCCGCCUGCCUCCACUAUUACCACGAGGGUCGCUGUGUGCCGGACUGUCCCCGGGACACUUACAAGUUUGAGGGCUGGCGCUGCAUCACCAUGGACCUGUGCUCCCAAGUGCACCUGCCCGGCGACACUCACUUCGUCAUCCACGGGGGAGAGUGCAUGCCCGACUGCCCCUCUGGCUUCACCCGCAACGAGACUAAUCGCAUGUUAUGCAAUGCCUGCAACGGCCCGUGUGAUAAGCCCUGCACAUCACCUGUCAUCGACUCUGUGGAUGCUGCUCAAUCCCUGAAGGACUGCACUGUCAUCGAAGGCAACCUGGACAUCAACAUCCGCCGUGGAAAUAACAUAGCGUCUGAGCUGGAGAGCUUCAUGGGAUUGAUUCAGAAAGUGACGGGCUAUGUGAAGAUUCGACACUCCCACGCACUUGGCUCACUGUCCUUCCUCAAGAGCCUGCGUUACAUCAAUGGGCAGGAACUCAUCGACAACAUGUAUGCAUUCUCCGCCAUCAACAACCAGCACCUGCAGCAUCUGUGGGACUGGAAUCAGCACAACCUGACUAUUGGGAAUGGACGUCUUUUCUUCCGACUGAACCCCAAACUGUGCAUGUCUGAGAUCCACAAGAUGUGGGAGAAGACAGGCAUAACUGUGAGGCCAGAGGAGGGAGAUUUCCGUAACAACGGUGAAAGAGCCAGCUGUGAAAGCCAUAUCUUGAAGUUCAAGUCUAACAUCACAACGAGCCAUACGAUCAAGCUGUCAUGGGAGCGCUACCGGCCGCCGUACUACAGAGACCUCAUCAGCUUCAUAGUCUACUACAAGGAGUCCCCUUUCCAGAACAUCACAGAGUUUGACGGGCAGGAUGGCUGUGGCUCAAACAGCUGGCACAUGGUGGACGUGGAUCUCCCUCUGGAUAAAAUCAUUGACCCAAAAGUCACCCUUCAACACCUCAAGCCCUGGACCCAGUAUGCUAUUUUUGUGAAGGCCAUUACCCUGCAGGUGGAGGACAAACACAUUACUGGAGCAAAGAGUGAUAUAAUCUACAUUCGCACACGGCCAUCCCUGCCGUCUGUGCCCAAAGACGCCCGUGCAUAUGCCAACUCCUCAACAAAGCUAAUGGUGAAGUGGUCACCUCCAGUCUUUCCCAACGGCAAUCUGACCUACUACCUGGUCCGCUGGCAGCAGCAGCCUGAGGACAGGGAGCUGUACCAUCAUAACUACUGCUCCAAAGAGCUGAAGAUCCCGAUCCGUAUCCCAGCCACGGGGUUCACAGACAUGGAAGACAACACCAAGCCCACCAAGUCAGACCUGGCGGGGGCAGAGAAGGGCCCGUGUUGUGUUUGCCAGAAGACGCCUGAGGAGAAAGACCGGGAGAAGGAUGACCGCGUCUUCUUUAAAAUCUUUGAGAACUUCCUUCACAAUGCCAUCUUUCUGCCGAGACCUCCAGAUCGUCGACGUAGAGAUGUUUUUGGUGUGGCUAACAACACACUGCUGCCUGACGGUGUUGGUCGAGGGAACACCUCCAUGGGCCCGGGGGAUAACAGUACAGAUGGCAUUCCUCCUAUCAGAGAAUACCCCUUCUCAGAAGACAAGAGCUCAGUAGAAUAUUUAGAGAUCCCCACCCUGCGGCCCUUCACUGUCUACCGCAUCGACAUCCACGCCUGCAACGAAGAGGUGGGGCGCUGCAGCGCUGGAGCCUUCGUCUUCUCCAGGACCAAACCUGCAGUCAAAGCAGAUGACAUCCCUGGAAAGGUGAUCUUUGAGAGGAGUGAUAAGGUUGAAGGUUGUGUGGUGCUGCACUGGCCAGAGCCCGCCAUGCCCAACGGACUCAUCCUGAUGUAUGAGAUCAAGUUCCGUCUGGGGACUGAGCCUGAGAAACACGAGUGUGUGUCGCGGCAACAGUACCGCGAGCACAAAGGAGCUCGGCUGACCAACCUGGGCUCGGGGAAUUACUCUGCUCGCGUACGUGCCACUUCGCUAGCAGGGAACGGCUCCUGGACGGAGAGCGUGUCCUUCUACGUGCCUCCACCCAAACGAGACGAUGGUGUUACGUUCUACUUGGUCAUCAUAAUUCCCAUCAUAGUGACACUUUUCAUUGCCAGCAUCACCACGAUUCUCUUCUUCGUCAACAAGAAGAGGAAUAGCGACAGAUUGGGGAAUGGAGUCCUUUAUGCGUCUGUCAACCCUGAGUACUUCAGUGCUGCUGAUAUGUAUGUCCCAGAUGAGUGGGAGGUGGCCAGGGAGAAGAUCACAAUGCACAAGGAGCUGGGCCAGGGCUCCUUUGGCAUGGUGUACGAAGGCAUCGCCAAAGGAGUGGUCAAGGACGAACCUGAAACACGGGUGGCCAUCAAGACGGUCAAUGAGUCGGCCAGCAUGAGGGAGCGCAUUGAGUUUUUGAAUGAAGCGUCUGUCAUGAAGGAGUUCAACUGUCACCAUGUGGUGCGUCUGCUGGGCGUGGUUUCUCAGGGACAGCCAACCUUGGUGAUUAUGGAGCUGAUGACCCGUGGAGAUCUCAAGAGCUACCUGCGGUCUCUACGCAAAGAAAAUGCCACGAGCCAGGUCCUACCCCCGCUCAAAAAGAUGAUCCAGAUGGCAGGGGAAAUUGCCGACGGCAUGUCGUACCUAAAUGCCAACAAAUUUGUCCACAGAGAUUUGGCUGCCAGGAACUGCAUGGUAGCUGAGGACUUCACUGUGAAGAUUGGAGAUUUUGGCAUGACCAGAGAUAUUUAUGAGACGGAUUACUACAGAAAAGGAGGGAAGGGCCUGCUGCCUGUCCGCUGGAUGUCUCCAGAGUCGCUGAAAGAUGGCGUGUUCACUACAAUGUCAGAUGUCUGGUCAUUUGGUGUCGUGCUGUGGGAGAUCGCCACCUUAGCAGAACAACCUUACCAGGGCAUGUCCAAUGAACAAGUGCUGCGCUUCGUCAUGGAAGGAGGACUCUUGGACAAACCUGACAACUGCCCCGACAUGCUAUUCGAGCUGAUGAGGAUGUGCUGGCAGUAUAACCCCAAGAUGCGUCCGUCCUUCCUGGAGAUCAUCAGCAGCAUCAAAGAUGAACUGGAUCCUCCCUUCAGGGAAAUGAGCUUCUUCUACAGCGAGGAGAACAAGCCGCCGGACACCGAGGAGCUGGACAUGGAGGUAGAAAACAUGGAGAACAUUCCACUGGACCCUGCAUCCACCAGGCAGCCCUCUGCUGCCGCCGCCCCCUCGUCGGGGUGCACAGGAGGCACGCCGCCUCCUUCUACACAGCAGUUAUCCCCCAUGCAAGGCCCAAGUACUCCAUUACUGGGACCUGUGUCUCCCUCCUCCCCGGGCCCGGUUGCCUCAGCGUUGGCGUCUCCAGGCCAAGCCUUGGACAAGCACUCAGGACAUGUUUCGGCCAACGGGCCCGUGGUGGUACUGCGGCCCAACUUUGAUGAGAUGCAACCCUAUGCACACAUGAACGGGGGCAGAAAGAACGAACGGGCGUUACCACUGCCCCAGUCGUCGGCCUGCUGAUAUCAGACCAGCCCCUUCUCCUCCUCCUCCUCUUACACAGGGUAACACAAACCUCUCCUCCAUCUCUUAAGGAGGGAUGGAUGAGGUAAGAAACGACUUUCUUCUACUGUGUGCCAGUAGAUGGUCUCUCCACUCCUUUAAGGUCAAACACAAACUGUAAAAACUGAGAAACAGUACAGAAACCUGCUAAAGCAUUUGGAGUUUGGUGGCUCAGACUCGACACUGGGGAACUCCUUCCUGUGCCGCCAGGAUUUCAGUUGUUGUUACAUAAGUCCUUUGAGAAGGAAAACACUAAAGGCAUGUAUCCUGACUUACAGAUUUAGACAUGAACUAAAGAAAAUCUUUUUUUUAGCAUAUCUGCCAGCAAAUCCAACAGAAGAGCACUUUUUUUCCUGAUGAUUUCAGAGGGGAUGUUGUGGAUAUCUGAGUGUGUAUUUAUACAAAACACGGGAUUCUCUCUAUAAUAUGGUAUAACUCCAUUUCUAAAUGACUUUCCAUCAAAAUGACUUUGUUUGCAUGAGCAGACAGGCUCAUGUCACGUGAGGAUGCCUCUAUGAGAAAGUCUGGACUAAGAUCAGUGUUUCAUUUUACUGUUGAUAUUUCUAUGAUCCCCGUCAGGAGCGGGUCAAAAUGGAAGAGGAGGGCCUAUUGUGUAUCUGCCAAACUAUUGCCAAAUCAAGUUUUUUCUUCAGUUUCAUACAGGUCUCCCUUCUUGUUUAAGGCUGUGGUUCAGAGUUCAGAUAAGUCUGUCUGGGAAAUAACACCAAAAUUGUUUGGUAGCACUCAGACUUCAUGCUUAUCUUUAGUACUAACUGCUCGUGGAGCAGCUGUGUGUGUGUGUGUGUGUGUGUGUGUGUGUGUGUGUGUGUGUGUGUGUGUGUGUGUGUGUGUGGAGGGGGGUUAUCACAGAACAGGAUACAGUGUACUGUUGAGAGAGGCCACAUUCACACCUGCAGUCAAAGUUUUCUGAGAAUGUGCAGCAUCUGCAUUGUGGGUGGAAUAAAUCUAGCAGGCCUUGUGAUACUUAGAGAAAUGCGCCACAAAAUUUCUAUUAAAUGAUUUGCAUAUAGAGAGGCCGGUAGAAAAGCAGCAAUGUUUCAUUCAAGAUUUGAAGUAUAGGCCUCUUAAUCCAGUUUAAAGGUACAUUUUCCUCACAUCAACUGACACAGUAUCAGUAAAAACUAGGGGUGGGAAUCACCAGAAGAUCCACGAUAGGAUAUUAUCACGAUACAAUAUUAUUGCAAUUUUAAAUAUGUUGCAAUAUAUUGAAUAUUGUGAUUAAAAUAUAUUGCGAUAUACUGCGAUUUAUAACCUUUAUUCAACUGUAAUUAUGUCCCCAAAGGGAAACAUCUGUUUUUAUCUAAUAAGAUAAAAUUUUCAGUCUGUUCAUCUCACUUUUUUGCAGCAGCAAAAUGUAUCUAGUGGACUGAAAAAGCAAUUGAUUAUAUUAUUCUUGUAGGCUAACUUAAGUUCAAUUUGUAUUUGUCAUAUUAAUGAUUUAUAUAAUUUUAAAAAACACAUUUGGGACUGUGUGACGAUACGAUAUUGCCAAAAAAAUAUCGCAAUACUAUAUCGUAUCGUUUUUUCCCCCACCCCUAGUAAGAAUUCAUCUUAAAAUGAUAAUUUAAUCCGAACUUUGAAAUGUCAGUAUAUUUUAAUAAAGGUCCAGUGUGUAGAAUUUAGUGGCAUCUAGCAGAUAUUAACGUCUCAUUCUAAUGAAACGAAAACACAGUUCUUAUUUUCAGGUGAUUAUAAAGUAAUGAAGUAAUAAUUAUGAAAGUUAAAUGCCAUUUCUACCUAUAGAUGCCCCUAAAUCCUACACACUGAACCUUUAAGUUAAAAUAAUUAGUCAAUGGAUGUAAAAUUUGCAACCAAUUUUAUAAAUUUUAUGAUUUUAUUAUCAAUUUAAUUCAGUUUAUUUAAACAAAAAUGCCCAAAUGUAAUUGGCUCUCCAGCUCCUUAUUCGGUGGGACUUGCUGCUUUUUUGUCAUCUAGACAAGUUUGGGUUUUCAAAAACAAUUGGCAGAUUAAUUGAUGAUGAAAAUAAUAAUUCGUUGCAGCCCUAUAUUUUCAUGUAACUACAUUUGAAAUGGCUGCUUGCUGUUUCUGGUGAUCGGCUUUACAAAACAUUCUGUUGCACCUAAACAGAUGAACAGAAACCCUCCUCUUCAUCACUUGAACAUCCAGUGGAAGCACACACACAACUUGAGUCAGCCACCUCUGAAUCACAGCCUCAGUCUGUCCUCGUUUUAUUAAAACAAAAUCCUAACAAAGCAUCAAGUCUCACACUGCAAGUCACUGAACGUCACAAUCAAGGGAUACGACUCUGCCUCCGCGUUCAUUCAUUCAAACCUUUAUCUGACUUUGUUUUUAAAGUGUACAUUUCAUGCGGGAGGUGAACGUCGUUCUCUGUGAUACUGCUGUUCAAAUUCAAUGGCACCAAAUACACCACAACAGACAGACAGAGUCGAAGACCUGAGACAGAAAAACGAGAAGGCGUUGGAUCGGACUUUAGUAGCCUAGAGACGAUUUUUAAAUCACAGCAGGUCUCUUUUAGAAUAGUCAUUAGUUUCUCUACAUUUCAAACACAUAUAAAGGUCUUACAGUUGUAUUUUAGACUGCAGGAUCGUUUUUAUACACAUCAUUGGUUUUGUCACUUUUUUAAAAACCUUUUUACGGUUCAAAAUGUUUGCCUCUAUGUCUGUACAGAACAAAGCUGCUAUUUUAUUCUUUUUCUCUUUUGGAUGUGUGUACAUAUAUAUACAUAUAUAUAUAUAUAUAUAUACAUAUAUAUAUACACACACAAGAAAUCCUUCAGGUUUGGUAUUUUAUGGUCUCCACUACAGUCCAUUUCUUAUAUCUUUAAACUCUGUUUAAAAAACAAAAAAACUAAAAAAUAAGAUGAUUUAGAUAUAAAAGCAUUUUCUUCUGUUACCCCAAAAGGUUUCCUGUAACACUAUAUUUCGUUCAUUGCCUUUUAUUUUUAUGAAAUCUUUCCUCCUGUAUUUGUUUCGUGGAUGUCUAUAUUAUUAUUAUUAUUAUUAUUAAUAUUAUUAUUAUUAUUAUUUGGAAUGGACACCUUAGCUCGAUGUGUGAGUGUGUACUUUCUGCACCCUUUUUGUACUUGUUGUCUAGCACUGCGCCUAGCAUUGCCCCCUAGGUGCGACUCAAUCUCAGGUCAAAGUAAAGGCUUUGCUUUCUCCACACAUUCUCAUGAUCGUCCUCUACUUGUCUCAGCUUGUACCUCCCCAUUUCCUCCUCCUCAUCCUCAUCCUCCUCACCCCUUACCAUCAUGUUUUGAGUCCAGUAGUGCCCUCUCUCCUCCCCACUGGCCCCUCACUGACCUCUACGACAUACUGUACCUGUUUCCUCCCCCGGUGCCUCCUUUUGAAGUAAGCGUACGAGAUAUUUACUUUACACCAGAUCUGGUAUUUUAACCCAUCCAUUUCUUGCCUCUUCUCGGAUCAAUAGGGCUAAUUGGGUUGUAUUGUUUGCCUUAAUUACGCCAACCAUCUCUCAAGCAUUCGAAAUCAGAUUUUAUUUCUCCUUCCUUUUAUUUUUUUAAACGUUAUUAUAACACUCAAGCGCAAUAUAAUGCCACUUCUGCUAACGUUACGUCUCCAAAGUGAGAACAGGUCUUAUUGUUUGUCUUCAUAAUCACUGCUUCUGAAAACCAAAUAAAGGAUGGGUUAAAGUCCAGGGAAGGGAACACAUUUCAAUGUCAUGAAUGGAAAACAAAAAAGGUCUUAAAAUGGAGGCUGAAUAGUGAUUUUUGAAGGAUUUCUCCUCAUCUUUUUUUGGAAAAUGUUGCCUGGUGAUUUUUUUCUCUCCCCUCUCUCUUUGAAGUUUUUUUUUUCUGUAGGAGUGUUAUUUAUUUAUUUUUUUAUUCUCCUUUUGUGAUAUCAGUUUAAAUCACUGUAUAAAUGCCCCAUGAUUCAGUAUAAAGUUGGAUUUUUUUUUGUAUGUAUUUUCUUUGGUGUCAUGACUGGGGGACUUAAAAGGUUUUAUUUUUUUUUUCCUUCAAGUAUAUAUCUACCUCACUCUUUUUAAAUAUAUGUAUGCGUAUGGAAAACAAGUACAUCUCACUCUUUCUCAUCAGUUUGUAUAGAAACCUCAUCAUCUGGAUAAAACCCACAGGGAUCUAGAUAAACCUCACAAAGCGGACUAGGAUGGGAGAUGGAAUAUCUGUGAUGUAAUCAGCCCACCAGUAAGUUUACACCUCCAAGAAUACAACAGGAGAGAACUUAAGUGCAGUAUGGUUAAGUUUCCUGCAGAAUAAAUAUAAAAUUUUGGGUGUUUAUGUGAGAUAAUAUUACAUAAUUACGCUUAAUUUGACUGAAUGAUAAAGGCAAGAGUGUGGGGCGCAACAUCAGCACCAGAUAUCCCAUCUCCACUGACUCCCAACAUAUUGUCACAACCUCAAAUCCUCAAAAGACAGAAACCUUAAUUUUCUCAUCUAAAAUGCAUUUUUAUAUGAGUCCAAACAGUUAUGAUGGGGAAUAUUUAAAAAGGGAAAAAUGUUUUAUCGACCUCCAAGAACAAAAAAAUGUAUUCGCUGGUCACCUGCAGCCUGUAACGUUGCACGGUUACGGCACAAACGAGACAUCCAGAUGUCAUUCACGCUCAAAAUAUACAUUCAGUUCUAUGUAUGGAUCAGUGCUGUGAAUGUAACACAAAACCUUUGUCGAGAUAGCAGCAACUCCACCUACAUGUUUCUGGACAGUUUCAGUCAUCUAUCAAUGUUGGAUUAGAUUCCGUCUUCUUUUUUUUGUCACCCCCGUAACUCUUUGUGUUUACGUGAACGCCAUCACUCCCUCUGUCCUGAGUCUACCUGCUGAAUGCCAUCACGUUCCAGCUCUGGUAAUGGCUUAUCUCCGCCAUUUUUUUUUUUAACACUUUUUGAUCUCUUGGAAGUAAACUUAACACGCCUUAUUUUGGCCUCUUUGUACUGCUACUUACACUAAUGCUGCUGGUUCAAACCGUCACCUCAGUGGAUCUUAUAUUGUCAUCGAAAAUGUCGAGCACGAAGGUGGCAAAAAAAGGAGCUUUUACAUCUCAAAACUUCUCCUAACAAACCUCAACUCAAAGUGGCUACUUUGGAGAGCGCUGUCUCGGUGCAAGGGCUUCUGGGCUGGAAACGAUUAGAAAACUCAUGUUGAAAUUAAAACCCAAAAGCAAUAAAAGAAAUUACGACUAGGCCACUGGGUAACUUCUAAUGUGAAACCUGGGUGCUCAAUUUCCUCUUAAGCAUUUUAUCUGUGCAUGAUUUAGGAGAAUAUAAGAGAAUGAAAGAGUGAACAGUUUGUUUUUGGUUGACUGCUGCUGAAUAUCACGUCGGUACAGAAAUCACCACUGACAAGCAAACAGCUUGUGUAGUUACUUAACAUAUCUGUGCUUUUUUUUCUCCCUGUUUUGGAUGCAUGUAAGGAUUAAAUGCAAACUCUUCAGUUCCGGGAGUAGACGUUACAUCGAGCUGUCGUGAGGUGAAUUACUGUUGAAUUCAUAGUUACCAUUAGAUCACAAACCUGUCAUAACUGCAGCAUUUAAAUACACACGUGGACAUGUAUAGGACAGGGAUGUUGCGUAGAUUACGGGUAGUCACAGUGAAGAGGUAAACAUGAUUAGAAAAAAGAUGAUAGGCCUAAGUUUACAGCUUCACACUAGUUGCUUUUUUUUUUGCAUUACCAGAUUUCAAAUAUACAUUAACGAACUGAAAAGACAAAAACAUUCAUCUUUUAUCACUUUCAUUCUUCUGAAUGUUCUUCAUGCAAACCUCAGGUUUAUGGAGGAUGCGUCAGUGCAUUCAAACUGCAAUAAUAAGUUUGAGGUUUAUCAUUAUCAUGCCUCUGUUGUUAUGAUUUGCAUUCCUAUACCUUCUGAGGGGGCCUUGGUCUACUGCUAUGAUUUUAUUGCAAUGACUUUCACAAGAUCUCUGUGUUCAUUACCUGAUUGGGGAAAAGAAAUAAUCAAAAAAAAAAAAACCUUCACUAGACUCUGUCUUUUUUCAAGCUCUGUAUCUGAGGCCUCAAACGUUUUUUCACACCUAUAGCUGAGAUGGUGUAUUUUUGACAUGCCAUCUCCAAAUGUGUAUCUGAGAAUUUCUUGUAUUUU